AAAAGCUUGUUUCUCGACGCCCUUUACUAUGCUUUUAAAGGAAGUCUUAAAUUGAAGAAAACAUUGACACUUCUUGCUGACAAGCUCCAAGAAAUAGUUUAUGCUCUGCUGUCAUCAUGAGCCAUAGCAUCAAGCAAACAUCUUCUCUCGCGGGAGGUUUUAAGGGAAGUAACCACAGUGGCAAUGUUUCACCAAGAAUCGCAAGGCUUAUCUCUGUUAUACAACCGCAAGGAUUCAAAAAAGUCAAUCAUGAAGUCAUCAAUAAACCAAUAUCUGUCCAAGCACCAGCGACCAAAGGUACCCCCAUUAUCAAAAGCAAUCUCUUUAGUCAAAAAACUAUAUUUGGACGAAUCCACGGUACCUUUCCUAAAUUUAGCAGUGAAAAGAAGGAGAACUUGCUAACGGGCAAUGAAAAGGGGACAAUGAAGAUACUAAAUGACCGACUGGCGUCAUAUCUUGAGAAGGUCCGUUCGCUAGGCCAAGAGAAUGCACAGUUGGAAAUGAAGAUCAGAGACUGGUAUGACACACAUAAACCCCAGUUGUUACCUGAUUUCAGUUUCUAUUUUGCAACAAUUCAAGAGCUCCAGAUGAAGAUAUUAGAAUCAGCUGGCGAGAAUACACGGACUGCUCGUAGGGUAGAUAAUGCGCGACUGGCUGCAAGCGAUUUUCUAAAUAAGUAUGAAAUGGAGAAGAAAUUAAGGAAGGAUAUUGAGCAAGACGUGAAUAAUCUGCACGAAGAACUGAACGAUCUCCAAAUAGAUAUUCAACACCUCGAGAAACAAAGUCAGGAACAUGAACAAGAUUUGCUAGGGAUGAAGAAGAGAAACGAGGAUGUGGUGAAGAAUCUAUAUGGUCAGGUCGGAGCCCGAAUCAAUGUGGAAUUAGAAAUGACUCCAGCUGUGGAACUGAAUAAGCUCUUGUCUGACGUACGAGAACAGUACGAACAACUUAUGGAGAACAACAAAACAGAGGCUGAAAAAUGGUUUAUUGAAAAGAGUUCGCAACUUCAAAGUGAGACUGGUAACGACUCAUCUGAACAUAUAUCAACACUCCAUAAUGAGAUCAUUGAACUGAAAAGGAUUGUUCAGACCUUGGAGAUAGACAGACAGAGUCAAAUGAGCAUGAAUUCAGCCCUGGAAAACACCUUGACAGAGAAAGAAGCCAGUUACAGUUCCCAGUUGUCACAGAUACAAGGCACGAUACAUGACGUAGAAGACACACUUACACAGAUACGAGACAAGCAGAAACAACAGAGCUACGACUACAAAGUUUUACGAGAUGUGACAAUGCAUUUGGAGAGAGAAAUCACCACCUAUUGGAGUCUUCUGGAUAAACUGGACAUCCAUGUUCCAAGACCACCAUUACCUGAUAAUAUAGAAGUUUUUCCAAAAGGAGUCAAAGUUCUAUCGAUCACGGAAGAGAUGGAAAGCAGAAAAAUCCUUUCUCCGCGAGACAAAUUUUAAAUCUAAAUGUUUUUGCUGAGUAGCGCUAGUGGGCAUAAAAAUUCACAAGUUCUACGGACCAGAACUUCUCAUGUCAGCUUUCCAGGAAAUUGUGUUUACAAUUACAUCUAACUGGCUUGUGAAAUAUAAGGGUAUUUAUUAAUCAUGCAGGCUGAGCCAUAAUAUAAUCAUAACUCAAUACCCUAUCAUAAAAGUGAACUACCUUCUUCAGAAGUUCAUCUUUGCAUUCUUUAAGUAUCAUAUAUUGUAUCAUUCAUUAUUUUCUGAAUUAGUUAAAUUAUUUUCAAUUACCAUAUUAUGAUUAUUAUUUUUAUUAUUAUUAAUACUACUUAUUAGACAUGUGCAAACUUUUAAGUGAUUCACAUGAAAUAAAUGCUAAUUGUAAAUGUCGAACAAAUCAAUCCUGAAAUUGGUUUGUUCGUAAACAAACCAAAUAGAGUUUUAGAAUCGAUUUAUUCAACAAGUACCAGGCACCUUAGUAGUUAAUUUUUGCACGCCUACUAUUUAGAAACUACCUUAAUAUAUUACAUAAUUAAAUCUCACGUGCAUUAUUCUAUAUGAUUCAAAGUUACCAUGGUAAGAAUUAACAUUUUGAUUUGUCAAAUAUGAUUUAAUCAAUACAAUAAUUACUAUAUUAUUUAAUUAUAUAUUCAAUAUAAAACAUUUUGCAAUAAUGCUACAAAAUAGCCCACGGUCAUGUAUUGUGGCCAAAAGAACUCAUUCUUAGGACUGGGGAAAAUUACUAAAAAUACUGAAAUUUUAGAUGCAGAAACAUACUAAAUUUCAUCACGUUGAUUUUUCUUUCUUCUAGGCAUUUUAUCUGCUAUCAGUCCUGCAGAAUUUAUAUUGAAAUUAGUUUAUUUUUUUUAUUCUAUAAGUUCUGGGUGAAAUCUUAAAACAAAGAUAAAGAAAAUGUUGUCCCAGUCCUACCUUUGAGCCCCACAGGGGAGGGAUUGGUGUUAAGUCAGAGAUGACGGCAGAGUACAGAAAUUUGCUCACUUAUUUUCCACAAUGUGACGGCAAACUGGGUGCCGAUUAAACAACAUUUAUGAUUGAGAUGGAAUAUG
This is a messenger RNA of Pelobates fuscus (common spadefoot toad), 2530 nucleotides long. RefSeq names its product keratin, type I cuticular Ha5-like. Gene Ontology annotation, biological process: intermediate filament organization; epithelial cell differentiation. Bases 117 to 1463 code for a protein of 448 amino acids. Gene Ontology annotation, molecular function: structural molecule activity. Gene Ontology annotation, cellular component: cytoskeleton. Lineage: Eukaryota; Metazoa; Chordata; Amphibia; Anura; Pelobatidae. The record is from RefSeq and is a predicted model, not a curated record. The transcript has 8 exons.